This is a messenger RNA of Gloeophyllum trabeum ATCC 11539, 639 nucleotides long. RefSeq lists its product as uncharacterized. The annotation marks the transcript as partial. Lineage: Eukaryota; Fungi; Basidiomycota; Agaricomycetes; Gloeophyllales; Gloeophyllaceae. The record is from RefSeq and is a predicted model, not a curated record. The transcript is spliced from 3 exons.
CCAAACAGCUACGCUACACUCAAGAUCAUCGAUCUGAGGGACACGCCGCUACGAGACAUUGACAUCGCCUACCUGCACCACCUCCCUGCGCUGGCCGCGCUCCUCCUCGAUGACACAGGUAUAGGGAAUGAGGCCAUGUAUCACUUAGUUAGCCUCCGGCGUACGCUAACGGACCUACACGUCCGGAACAACCCAAGGAUAGACGACGAUGCCGUGCCGGCCCUUCUCUUGCUGUCCAAGCUACGCUCGCUCUCCCUUUACGGGACGUCAGUCGGGAUGGCCGGCCUGCGUCGGUUCGCGGGCACCAUCCACGAGGAGGAUCGCCAUCUCGAUAUUGAAAUACCCGUAGCAUGCGAUGAAUACAUCGAAGAUAUAUCCGCGAAGUACAUGAUUGACCCGCGCCCGCCCCUGAUCACGGACCCGGCGGCGUGCGCAAGCCUCUCCGUCGCCGCGCUGAGGCGCAACCUCACGGAGCACGCCGCAUACAACGACGCCAUCGUCGCGGGCGGGACGAAGGGCGAGAUGGUCGAACGCCUGGAGAGGAUCCUGGAGACGAGGAGGAUGGAUCUGCUCGUGAGGGCUAUGGUUUGGGGCGAAGAUGGCUCGGGGGUUCUCGAGGGCUCGGGGAGCGCUGGUUAA